GGCCAGCAGCACAGGGAAACCGAAAAGCCAAGAAAGUCACCCACACACACGCGCGCGCAUCCACACUCUGCUUCGCACAGACCAGCGCGCGCUCUUCCCAAUUCCGCGAGGACCACCGGUCUGUCCCCUCCAAUUUCGCGCGGAUUCGGGUUCGGUGGCGCGUGAUCUCUGAAUUUCAGCGAGGAGGUCCAAUUCGGUGUCAAUUUGCGCGAAUCCUGCCUCCCCGAUGCUCGAUCUCGAGUGCCCCGGAAGUGCAUUCGCAGGAUUGGUCUGAUCCCGCCGCGAAUUUCGGGGAUCUCCGGGCCAUCUCGCCGUGCGACAACAGGGGAAUUGGGCGGCAAUUGGGGAGGAUUCGCGGCAGGGGGGACGCUGAUCCGGCGGCGAGAUGAUUGCGGCGGUGAGCCAGGUGCCGGCAGGCUGGGGCGAGGAUGAGAUGUCCGUGCUGCCGCGGCACACCAAGGUGGUGGUCACCGGCAACAACCGCACCAAGUCCGUGCUCGUGGGCUUGCAUGGAGUCGUCAAGAAGGCCGUCGGCCUCGGAGGAUGGCAUUGGCUGGUUCUUACUAAUGGCAUAGAGGUGAAGCUGCAAAGGAAUGCUUUAAGUGUUAUUGAACCUCCAACUGGCAACGAGGAGGAUGAUAAAUUUGAUUGUGAAAACAUGCAGUGGAAUAGUUCAGAUAUGGCAUCUGAUGAUGCACAAUCACCAAAGGCACAGCGGUCAAGGAGCAGACAGCAUAGGGGAUUCCACAGAAAAUCCCUCAGCCGCUCAAUGUCAUGUGACUCCCACUCCAAGACGUCUGUUUCCUCGGCCUCAAGAGCUCACACGAAAGUUGACCUGAGCAAGCUAGAACUGACUGCGCUGUGGAGAUAUUGGCGCCAUUUCAAUCUUGAUGCAAGUCCUAAUCCGUCCAGGGAGCAGUUGAUUGAUGCUGUUCAAAGGCACUUCAUGUCCCAGCAAUUGGAUGAGUUGCAGGUCAUCAUUGGCUUUGUGCAAGCUGCAAAGAGGCUGAAGACCAGUAUGAAAAGCGAGGCUUGAACUUCAACUAACAGAUUCAAGAUAGGAUGCAGCAUGUUUGAUGAAUGUUACCGUGCUAUGUAAUAUAUAUGCAUCAAGUUGCUUAGAUUCAGGUGGCUAGGUUAAUGCACAACUAGACUAUGUUAGCCUCAUCUGAUGUAGAUAUGCAGUAUUCUGUCUAAAGAUGUUUCAACCUCUAGCUCAGUUAUUUCCUGCUGACUGGAUGUGGAUUGAAAUGACAAGUUAAACGAGUUCUUUUGUUAAUCUUUGGAUGUUUACCAA
Panicum hallii is the source of this 1297-nucleotide messenger RNA. RefSeq lists its product as uncharacterized. The record is from RefSeq and is a predicted model, not a curated record. Gene Ontology annotation, molecular function: transcription coregulator activity; protein binding. Bases 386 to 1036 code for a protein of 216 amino acids. Gene Ontology annotation, biological process: regulation of DNA-templated transcription. The transcript has 7 exons. NCBI's taxonomy places the organism in Eukaryota, Viridiplantae, Streptophyta, Magnoliopsida, Poales, Poaceae. Gene Ontology annotation, cellular component: histone deacetylase complex.